Messenger RNA from Cuscuta epithymum, 3626 nucleotides. The record is from the annotation of a GenBank genome assembly. NCBI's taxonomy places the organism in Eukaryota, Viridiplantae, Streptophyta, Magnoliopsida, Solanales, Convolvulaceae.
UCCUUGUCCACGAUGGCAUAUCCAGUUAUCCACUUUCAUUGGCUCUCAUGAACAAAAAAACGCCCACUCUUCGGACAUCCAUCCAUCCUCACUCCCAGCAACUUCCAAACCUUCAUGGAGACUGCCUUCCCUUCCAAAGCUAGAACACUCUCUCAGGUCUCUUUCUCUGCUGUUGGCCCUCCUACCUUUUAUUCCCAUCGCGUCCGCUUUCUCGGCAGGGGAUAUCAUUUCGGCUCCAGCUUCAGCUUGAGGCCACCGGGACUUUGUUCUCGUCGCAGAUGCCGGAAGCUAAUUGGAAUCAAGUUCCGCACUCAUUCUUCCAGAUCACUUCCUGUAGCGCAUCUAAGCUCAGCUACGGUUGUCGUCUUAGCCUCAUCCAUCGUAAUCUCAGCUCUUACGAUUGUGUUUGUACUAGUGUCCAGAAAGAGCACCAAGGCCAACCAAGCACUGAAUGAGCUAGCAGUGGCAUUCAAUCAUCAAAUAAGAAAUAAAGUGAGGGUAGUUGUGGAUAGAUUUUUUCAUCCUACAGCCAAAUGGAAAGAUAAAGCUAAUGGCAGUUCAUCAAGGAGAAUGGCAGAAGCCAGUCAUGCUGAGCACAGGAUUAUGGAGGGGAUGAUGCAAACCAGUCAGGAUGGUUUGAUGAGAAGUACUGUUAACAAAGUUGAAUGCCCACAUCCCAAUACAACAACUUCUAGAGUGGUGGAUUCUCCGGUCUCAUUAGCAUCUGAAGAUGCUAGCUCAUCAUCCAAAAAAGAUGAAUUUCUAACUACUUCUGAGGCAGAAUCAGAAGCACACGAACUUUACACGGUGGAAAGUCUACAAGAAAGUAAGAUUACUACCGAUUUGCCCAAGGCUGUACUCAGUUCCGGCUCUGGUGUUUCAUUGACUGCUGCAAAUACUUUAACAGAAAAAGUUGAUGAUAUCCUGCAACAAAGACAUCAACCAAUUGCUGGAAGCAAAAUGAUUACUCACAGCAUUUUCUUCAGAGAACCUGAACGGAAAGAGCUCUACAGAUUCUAUGAGGCAUCUGCUGAAAAUCAGCAAGGAGAUGAAUUUGGAGAAAGGGUAUUGGGAAAAAGCAAAAAUAUUUCGAAUGCGAAGGGAAUCAGCAUUAUACAAUCAAAGUGCUCCAGAAAAGCCUCCAGGUCUCCUGGUCCAAAAGGGAAGAACACGUCUAACAUACAUCAUAUAUCAGAGCAAGUCGAUGCUUAUCAUCACUUCUUGAGGAGUGGAAGAUUGACAGACUGUUUACGGAUUCUUGAAGACAUGGAUAAUGAUGGUUUAUUAAAUACAGACAAAGUUUACCAUGCAGGGUUUUUCCAAGCAUGUAGAAAUGAAAAAGCUGUUAGCGAAGCUUUUCGUUUCACAAAGCUUAUCCACAACCCAACAUUAAGCACAUUUAACUUGCUUUUGUCAGUUUGCGCAAGCUGUCAGGAUCUGGAAGGGGCUUUUCGAGUUCUUCAACUUGUCAAGGAGGCUGGAUUGAAUGCUGACUGCAAACUCUAUACCACCCUUAUAUCUACUUGUGCUAAAAUUGGAAAAAUCAACACAAUGUUUGAGCCUGCAAAGUUAUAGGUUUUCAACAAAAUGGUUAAUGCUGGAGUUGAACCAAAUGUCCACACAUUUGGUGCACUUAUUGAUGGUUGUGCUAAAGCUGGGCAAGUCUCCAAGGCUUUUAGUGCUUAUGAAACCAUGUUAUCUAUGCAUGUUAAGCCAGACCGUGUUGUGUUUAAUUCCCUUAUCACGGCAUGUGGUCAAUCUGGAGAAGCAAACCAGGCUUUUGAUGUUCUAGCAAAAAUGAGAGAGGGAACACAUCCUAUAGACCCUGAUCAUAUUACCAUUGGGGCUUUGAUGAAGGCUUGUCUAAAUACCGGACAGGAUGAUCGAGUAAGAGAUGUUUACAAUUUGAUUCAUGAAUAUAACAUCAAGGGUGGUGCAGAAUUGUACACAAUUGCUGUCAAUAGUUUCAGUGAAAAAGGUGAUUGGGAGCUCGCGUGCAGCAUCUUCAAUGAUAUGGACAAGAAAGGCAUCGCCCCUGAUGAGCUGUUCAUCAGUGCAAUGGUAGAUGCUGCUGGGCAUGCCGGUAAACUUGAUGCUGCAUUUGAACUAUUAAAAGAAGCCAGAAAUAACGGAGUUUACACUGGAACCAUUUCAUAUAGUUCAUUGAUGGGAGCAUGCUGUAAUACAAAAAACUGGCAGAAGGCCUUGCAGUUGUACGAUGAAAUCAAAGACAUGAAGUUGAAGCGAACUGUUCCAAUGAUGAAUGCCCUGAUAACUGCAUUAUGUGAUGCAGAAAAAUUACAGGAAGCUGUGGAUGUUUUAUUUGAAAUGAAGAGAGAAGGCCUACUCCCGAACAGCAUAACAUACUCCGUACUGUUGGUGGCCAGUGAAAUGUCGGAUGACCUGGAUACUGGCCUCAUGCUUUUGUCUGAGGCAAAAAAAGACGGUGUUGCACCUAACCUAGUAAUGUACAGUUGCCUGAUGGGUAUGUGCUUAAGAAGGUUUCAGAAGGCUUGUACACUUGGUGAGCCGGUAUUGUCUUACAACUCCGUGCAGAUACAACUUAACAACAAAUGGACAUCACUAGCCUUGAUGAUGUACCGAGAAACAAUUGCAGCUGGUCUGACACCCACAGUGAAGGAGCUUUCACAAGUUUUGGGUUGCUUACAGCUUCCUCGUAAUGCAUGCUUCAAAGCAAGACUAGUUGAGGAUCAUGUAUUUACUUUUGAUGACUCAAAAAGUUCAAACUUAUGCUCAUUGAUUGAUGGUUUUGGGGAAUAUGAUCCCCGUGCAUUUCAGUUGAUCGAGGAAGCUUCUUCACUUGGAUUGAUUCCUUUGGCCUGUCUUAAGGGUAGCCCAAUUGUUGUUAAUGUGAAGGAUUUGCAGAUUCACACAGUUGAGGUUUAUAUUUUGACGGUUUUAAGAGGCCUCAAGCGUCGCCUGGCUGCUGGUGUUAGGAUCCCAAACAUCACAAUUUUGUUACCUGUGGAGCAGUCACAGUUUCAGACACCCACUGAAGAGAGAACGAUUAAAAUUGCGGGAAGGAUAAGCCAAGAAGUCGCUGCACUAUUGAGGAGGCUUGGGCUACCUUACCUAGGGAGUGGAUCACUUGGUAAAAUUCAAAUUAAGGGCAUUUCUUUGAGAAAGUGGUUGCAGCCCAAGGUUGAAUUCCCUUUCAGUGGGGAACCAACAAGUCUGAGCUUCUCUGAGACUCGUCUGGGAAAAGGAAUAACCCAUCAACAACGUAAAAUUCGUACUGGCGAUCUAUCUGUACAGUAGAAAGUUGAAGAGGAAAAUAAUGUCUCAACGGAAUAUAAAUUCCCAGCUGAAAUUGCCUGCCAUGAAUCUCACAAUUGCUGAUUGAAGUCUGGACAGUGUCUCGCUGUACUCUAAGGCGAUUUAACUGGGAAAUCACUCGAAUCUAAAUGGAUUCUAUGUUGUAUGAUUUACUUUUAAUAUGAGUAUCAGAGUAUGGAAUGUAACAAGUGUAUAGUGUGGUAGACUGGUCAUGAUUGUUGAAUGUAAUGUAUUCUCUUGCUAAAAAUAUAAAUGGAAAACUGUAAAAAUGAAUUGCACUGUCAAAAUACUUAAUUUGUCAUUUUAGUCAGUAUUCUCCUGUUUUUUGU